UAGCGAAAUACCAUGGCACUACGGCUGCGGUGACGCUGUCUGGGCGGUAGCCGCGUGAAAUAGGAGCACUAGUGAGGAUUCGGCGCGGCUUGUGAGGAAGCCUAUUUGAAGUCAUGACUGUGAUGGAGUUCUUUGGAUGUGGCCUUCUGGCAUUUGGACCACCUCUGGCUAUGUUCAUCAUUACCAUUGCCAAGGAUCCUGUGAGAAUUAUCAUUCUGAUGUCCAGUGCCUUUUUCUGGCUGCUGUCACUACUCUUCUCAUCACUCAUCUGGUUCGCGGUUGUGCCACUCAGAAGUGACCUGGCAUUUGGCAUGGUCUUCUCCGUUCUCUUGCAGGAGCUCUUCAGGUUUCUGCUCUACAAGUUGCUGCGCUUGGCUGAAAAUGGUCUGAAGAAAGUCACAGACAAUGACCAGGUGGUCACCAAUCCACACAUCAUGGCAUAUGUGUGUGGGCUUGGAUUCGGCAUGAUGUCGGGCGCCUUCUCGCUGGUGAACGUGCUGGCGGACGCUGUCGGACCAGGCACAAUGGGGCUGCGCGGCCACUCGUCCUUCUUUUUCCUCGUCUCGGCCGUGCUCACCCUCUGCUUCAUCCUGCUCCACACCUUCUGGGGCGUCAUCUCCUUCAGCGCGCUCGACCGUCGCCAGUACCUGCAGCUGGCGUUCGUGCUCGUCUCUCAUCUCGCCCUUUCUUCGCUGACGUUGCUGAACGCCAGCCAGCUGUACGCGGCGACAGUAGUGCCGGCCGUUGUGCUGACGCUGGUGACCGGUACGGUGCCCUGCUCAUCACCGGGCUCCGGCGACCGACUGCUGGCCUGUCUGCGGCCCCGGCCCCCCAGCUGCAGGUGCCAGCACCGCCGCCGCCCGACAGGGAGUAGGUCCGGCCGCUGCCGUUUCAUGGAGAGUCUGUCGGUCGUGCUCUGUGUCGCUACCCAACAAACGUGUGCUGGCUGA
This is a messenger RNA of Pollicipes pollicipes, 950 nucleotides long. RefSeq names its product gamma-secretase subunit Aph-1-like. Gene Ontology annotation, cellular component: membrane. NCBI's taxonomy places the organism in Eukaryota, Metazoa, Arthropoda, Thecostraca, Pollicipedomorpha, Pollicipedidae. Gene Ontology annotation, biological process: protein processing; positive regulation of catalytic activity. Bases 114 to 950 code for a protein of 278 amino acids. The record is from RefSeq and is a predicted model, not a curated record. The transcript is spliced from 7 exons.